AUGGGGCCAGGCGCCUGCAGCGUCCUGCUUGCCGCCCUGCUGCCCUGGGCUGCGGGGGCGUCUGCUGCCGCCGCCAGCUCAAGGGCUCACAAGCAGCUGAUGACUGUGAACCGGGCUGGAGUUUGCCGCUACGGUUCUAAGACAGAAUGCUGCUACGGCUGGCAAAAGAACAACAGAGGGCACUGUGAAGCCAUCUGUGAACAUGGGUGCAAGUAUGGUGAAUGCAUGGGGCCAAACAAAUGCAAAUGUUUUCCUGGAUUUACAGGGAAAUCCUGCAGUCAAGAUAUGAAUGAAUGUGGAUUGAAACCACGACCCUGUGAGCACAGGUGCAUGAACACUCACGGCAGCUACAAGUGCUAUUGUCUCAAUGGGUACAUGCUCAUGCCAGAUGGCACAUGCGCAAAUUCCAGGACCUGUGCCAUGGUGAACUGCCAGUAUGGAUGUGAAGAAAUCAAAGGGGAUGUGCGGUGUCUAUGUCCAUCAACCGGACUUCAGUUGGGACCUAAUGGAAGAACAUGUAUAGAUAUUGAUGAGUGCACCACUGGGAAAGCUAUUUGCUCUUAUAACCGCAGAUGUGUCAACACUUUCGGAAGCUACUAUUGCAAGUGCCAGAUUGGUUAUGAACUGAACUAUGCCAAUGGCCGUUACGGCUGUAUAGAUAUAAAUGAAUGUGUUACAAAUACACACAAGUGCAACCUUCAUGCAGAGUGCCUCAAUACUCAGGGAUCCUUCAAGUGCAAAUGUAAGCAGGGCUAUAGGGGAAAUGGACUUGAAUGUUCUGUUAUUCCUGAAAAUUCACUGAAGGAAAUACCGAGAAUCCCUGGAGUCAUCAAGGACACAAUCAAGAAACUCCUUUCACACAAAAACAGUGUGAAAAAACAUGAAGAAAUCAAGAAUGUAAUCCCAGAAUCAGCUCCCAAGGUGCACCUGCAGUCAUUGGACUACGAAGGUGGUGUUUACAUUGGUGGAGCCCAGGAUGAAAAAAAAGAAAGUGAAGAUGCUGGAGAAGAGGAAGAAGUAGAUGAGGCAGAGGAAGAAGAAGAACAAGAAGGGUUUGAAAACCAAAUUGGUCAAGAUCAAAGCCUAAGAGGAGAUGUCUUUCUUCCCAAGGUGAAAGAAGCAGCCGCUUUUGGUCCUCUUCCAGCACAGAGAAAAGUUCCAGUAUUGAAGCCAGAGCAGGAAGUUGAUUGCAGCUUCAAUAAGGGGGUUUGUAACUGGAAACAAGAUACAGAUGAUGACUUUGACUGGAAUCCUGCUGAUCGAGAUAAUGGUGAAGGAUACUAUAUGGCAAUUCCAGCUUUUGUGGGGCAGAAGAAGGAUGUUGGCCGUUUGAAACUUCUCCUCAGUAACCUCAAGCCAAGGAGCAGCUACUGUUUGAUUUUCAACUAUAGACUUGCUGGAGAGAGAGUGGGGAAACUUCGAGUUUUUCUGGACAGCCACAGAAGUACUCCUGUCUGGGAGCUGAGCAGAGGAAAAGAUAAAAGGUGGAGGACUGGAAAAAUAGAAGUACUUCAGGGGGUUGAAACCACUAAGAGUGUCAUUUUUGAAUCAGAACGUGGGAAGGGCAAAACUGGGGAAAUUGGAGUGGACAAUGUUAUAUUGAUUUCCGGCCUAUGCCCUGAAGAUGAACUGACAACUAUCUGA
Messenger RNA from Alligator sinensis (Chinese alligator), 1644 nucleotides. It is a transcript of the gene EGFL6, whose product is annotated as EGF like domain multiple 6. Gene Ontology annotation, cellular component: membrane. The transcript has 12 exons. NCBI's taxonomy places the organism in Eukaryota, Metazoa, Chordata, Crocodylia, Alligatoridae. The coding region runs from base 1 to 1644 and encodes 547 amino acids. The record is from RefSeq and is a predicted model, not a curated record. Gene Ontology annotation, molecular function: calcium ion binding.